Molecule: messenger RNA, 804 nt
Organism: Haemonchus placei
Lineage: Eukaryota; Metazoa; Nematoda; Chromadorea; Rhabditida; Trichostrongylidae
Source: the annotation of a GenBank genome assembly
GUGAACGAUGUCGGUGAUUCCAUUGUCGUUCACGCUUUCGGUGCCUACUUCGGUUUAGCAUGCGCACGGGCGUUCGCAGAUGACAAACAGAGGGAACACGACAAUGAAGGCUCUGUCUACCAUUCCGACAUCUAUGCAAUGAUUGGAGCCAUCUUUUUGUGGGUGUUCUGGCCAUCCUUCAAUGCGGCGGUUGCUGAGCCUGCAGAAGCUCAACAACGAGCUAUCUGCAACACAGUCUUAUCGCUUGUGGCCUGCACCGUUACGACAUUUAUAGUCUCCCAGGCCGUUGAUCAUCACAAGAAGUUCGACAUGGUGCACAUCGCUAACUCCACGCUUGCUGGUGGUGUAGCAAUUGGAACCACUGCCAACAUGGUUCUUAACCCAAUGCACGCGCUCACUGUAGGUGUCUUGGCAGGAACUCUUUCUGUGGUCGGAUACAAGUACAUUACGCCAUUUUUGGCGAGUAAGCUCAAGAUUCAUGACACAUGUGGCGUCAAUAAUCUUCACGGAAUGCCGGGUAUACUCGCUGGCGUCUCUUCAGCCAUGUUCCUUUUCCUCUACAAUCCCGCUGAUUACGGCAAAAGUUCUGGAACUGGUAUUGUUAUGUUACACGAACCCAUGCACAUUACUUCAGGUUUCCUCCUGAAAUUGAAAGUAUUCAAUCAAGUUCGUCAACCGGAACUGUAUGCUGAUGGUGAUUACUUUGAGACGCCAGCCGAUUACGAUUUUACGAGCAGGAUCGUUUCACAUAUCGAUCGUGUGGAAAUCAACGAAUACAGCAAACUAACACAAAAGGAGAUCUAG